AUGUUGUGUCGUUCAAGAUUUGCCUUGUCGGAAAAUUUGUUUUCGGACCAUAAGUGGCCACCGCCUGAACGGGCUGCGGAAGUAAACAUGUUGGAGCCGAUUCAGGAAGAAGCUCAGUAUCCGUUAUGCGAACUGGUGAGUAGAAAUGCCUGGCAUUGGGCGUUGAGCUCCGUCCGCCUAAUGCGGGAGAAGCCAAUGGAAACGGUGUGCGACAUAGAUCAUGCGGGGGAGAAGAGCCGCCCUAGGAAGCUGUUCAACGAUAUUUUCCUCAACCAGCUGUUGUACGACUCGAACCACGCCGCCCGACAAAUCAUCGAAGCCAGGGAGACGGCCACAAUGGCAGCGGCGCAGGCAACUCAUGCCAGCGAUGGUGGCGCCGACUCAUAUGAACAGCAGCCUGAAAACGUUGAACCAAAGGAAGCCGUUUUCGAAUCGAGCUGUGAUGAAGAUUCCGCUUGGCUAUAUGAUCAAUCACUUACUUCGUGGGAUGAACUAUACUUUUUAACGAAAACCGUGCGCAUAAUCAAGAGUUUGAUGCUGGCGCAGCUGGCGAACACCGGACAAUUGGACUCGGCAUUGCUGAACUGGAACUAUCUGGUGAAAAAUUCGCGCAAACUCCGUCUUUUGUGGGCUAUGUUGCCGUCGCAUUCGAUUGUGAUAGAUCACGUUCACGAUCACCUGUGGACGAUUUUGCCCAUUACGCCUAUGUCCACCUACCUGUCCUUGCUGAAGUUCAUGAAACACCAUCACCCAGACAGUUUCCGCCGCGUUUUCGUGGCACCUACACAGUUGGACGACACCAAAAGCUAUAAAGCCCCGCUGCUGGCUUUCUUUGACAAGCGGUUUUCGGAAAAGUUGGUACUCACACGCUGCGUUGCUCCCCUGAAGCGCCUAGACAGCGAUUGCUUGGCAAUUCUUCUAUCUCCGAGCAUCCGGAUCGCCGGCGAAAGCCUGAACAGAGCGUACGAUAACUGUGACAGAUUUUACAAGUUAGUUUUUAUAGUUUCAUUUUCAUUUCUUUUACGAACUAUAUGAUG
Molecule: messenger RNA, 1037 nt
Organism: Soboliphyme baturini
Lineage: Eukaryota; Metazoa; Nematoda; Enoplea; Dioctophymatida; Soboliphymatidae
Source: the annotation of a GenBank genome assembly